This is a messenger RNA of Carya illinoinensis, 2259 nucleotides long. Its product is annotated as protein SIEVE ELEMENT OCCLUSION B. NCBI's taxonomy places the organism in Eukaryota, Viridiplantae, Streptophyta, Magnoliopsida, Fagales, Juglandaceae. Gene Ontology annotation, biological process: phloem development. The record is from RefSeq and is a predicted model, not a curated record.
AUGGCCAUGUCUUUGACUGCCAAGUUCCCUUACCAAAGACUUGGACACGGAGUUGGGUUUGACGAUCAUGAUGAAGAAAGAGAGAGAGUGGUUAUGAGACCGAGAGGGUGGUACAGGUUCAAAAGGAUGUCCAUAAGGAGGAGAUUCAGGCUCAGGGUUCCAAACUUGAGAAGGUUCUUGAGGAGGAAAGUCAGACUUUUAUCUGCAGUCAGAGUGUCAUGGUCUUGGGCAAAGGUGGCGAGGAGAUUGAAGGAGAGUCAGGCUCAUUUUGGUGAUCUUUUUGCAGGAAACUACCUGUUCAUUCAAAUCAACCCUUCCUCAUUGAAGUGCCUCAAGAAGGACAACGACCUUAAUGGCUUGUCCUCUAGGUACUCCCUUCCAAGAGGUACGCAAGCACAAAUUGAAAACAUGGAGGACAAGACCCACCAAGCCAAUUUCCUUGUCAUGCUUGAUGCUCUGUCUUAUACAAUUGAUCGAAUUGCUUCCGAGAUAGAACAUAAGGCUUCCAGUGGCACGGAUGCACGCCAAACGACACUCUCAAUGUUUGACUUGUAUAUAUCUUCCUUUGCAUGGGAUGCUAAGCCAGUGCUGGCCGUAGCGGCUUUUGCUUUGAACAAUAAAGAAUCCUGGCUGCUUGCCCAUAUUAACUCAACAAACUACCUUGACAAAUCAAUGGCGCUCCUCAACAAACCCCGAUAAUUGGAUGCACUUAAUGAUCUAAUUAAGGCGAUAGUAGAAGUGAGCCGUUGUGUGGUUUAGCUUAAAGAACUACCAUCCAUGUAUAUCACCCAAGAUGUACGCACAGCUGUCUACUGGACCAUAAGGAGUAUUGUGGCUUGCACAGCUCAAAUUAGUAGCUUCACUAGCUGGGGUCACGAGUAUGUUUUACCAUCCGGCACAGAAUCAUGGGAGCUAUCCACCCUAGCUCACAAGCUCAAAACCAUACGAGACCAUCUCAAGAAGCAGCUGGAAACAUGCUACCAAUACAUAGGGAAGAGGAGAGACAAUGAAGAUUUUCAGACGCUUGUCAAUCUUUUUCAGAUGAUGCACAUUGACAACAUAAAGCCUCCCAAGGAGUUGAUUUACACUAGGGAUGAUCUGCAGCCUCUCGUAGAUGGUUCCUCCAAGAAAAGGGUUGACAUAGAGGUUCUUAGGAGGAAGAAUGUGUUAUUGCUCAUUUCGACCCUUGGCAUCUCCCAAGACGAGCUCUUGAUUCUUGAACAAAUUUACAAUGAGUCCAGGCUCCACCCAACGAAGCAAUACGUUCAGUAUGAGGUUGUGUGGAUCCCGAUUGUGAAUAGUUCUGUCCAGUGGGUUGAUUCCAUGCAAAAACGGUUUGAGGAGCUACAGUCUGGCAUGCCAUGGUACACGAUGUACCACCCUUCCUUGAUAAGGAAGGUGGUGAUGAAGUUCAUCAGGGAAAGGUGGCACUUCAGGAAUAAGCCAAUCCUUGUGGUGCUAGACCAUGGAAGAGCGGUGUCUCCUAAUGCAAUCCACAUGAUGUGCAUUUAGGGAAGUAAUGCCUUCCCUUUCAAUAGGUUGAGAGAAGAAGCUCCCUGGAGGGAUGAGACUUGGAGGCUUGAGCUGUUAGUGGAUGGCAUCGACCAAACAAUGCUGAACUGGGUAAGUUAAAGAAGGAAAAUACAAUUUCUGUAUGGAGGGGAUGGCAUUGAAUGGAUUCGAAAAUUUACAAACGCGGCACGCGCUGUUUCGGUGGCAGCACACAUACCCAUAGAGAUGGUCUACGUUGGAAAAGGUAGCAAAAGGGAAAAAGUCCAGCGAGCCAUAGCGACCAUCACAAUAGAGAAGCUGAGUACCUGCUGGCAAGACCUAACCAUGAUAUGGUUCUUCUGGACCCGCCUUGAAAGCAUGUUGUUCUCCAAGAUUCAAGUAGGCAAGGUUGACGAUCACAUCUCUCCCACGAUGCAAGAGAUCAAGAAGCUGCUUACCUACGACAGAGAAGGCGGCUGGGCUGUGCUCAGCAAAGGGUCUAGCGUGGUGGUAAAUGGGCAUGGGAACACAAUACUGCCCACUUUGUUGGAGUUUGAUUCAUGGAAGCAAAAUGUUUCCUUGCAUGGCUUUGAUUUGGCUUUCAAGAACCACCAUGACAUGCUUCGUGGUAUUUCUCGCUUUGACUUCUCGCAUGUUGCUGGAAAUAUCCCGGGAGGCAUGAGAUGCCCCGAGUGUCAACGCAGCAUGGAGAAAUACACUACUUUCCCCUGCUGCCAUGAUAAGGGCAUUCUAAGCAUAUUGCAGUAG